Messenger RNA from Brenthis ino (lesser marbled fritillary), 1842 nucleotides. NCBI's taxonomy places the organism in Eukaryota, Metazoa, Arthropoda, Insecta, Lepidoptera, Nymphalidae. The record is from the annotation of a GenBank genome assembly.
AUGUCUUCAGACGACAGAAGAAAGAAAAUACGAGAAGAUUGUGAAGAAUCGAUAGGAGCAUAUUCUCCAAAUGACACAAGUGAAGAAAACAAUGUUAAAGAAAAAAGAAGAAAAUUUCAAAAUAAAAUUAGGUGUCAGCGAUAUAGACAUAAAAAAAAAAUUAUGAAUGCUACAGUUAAUUUACAAAUUUCUAAUCCACAAACAAUAACAGUUGAGGAGAAGGAAAAAAUUAAACGUCGAAAAGAAAGAUACAAAGAAGCAUCUCAGCGUUACAGAGAUAGAAAAAGAAUGAAUUUGAUGAAUUUACGUGUAGAUCAAUGCUCAGGAAUAAUUGUAAAGCAUGCUUCUGAAUGUCAGAAUUUCCAUACCUCUCAAAUUGCAGGACCGUCAACAAGAGAUGUGCCAUAUGUACCACCAACUCAAACUGCUGGCCUAUCAACUUGGAAUGAACUAUACAUUUCAGAGUCACAUUCUUAUUCUGAUGAUGAAAUUCACAAUGAGAUGCCUUUAGAAGUUGAAAUUAAUGAUGAACCACAAAUAAAUAGUCCAAUAAUAACAAACGAUGAAUCAAAUACUCGAAAUAUUCAUCCGAACCAUGUUCAAAAUAAUAUGCAAUCCAUGGUUUUUCAACAUCAUCUACCUGUACAAACAUACUCUUCUUUCGUACAGGAUUCCCGUGCACAUAUGGAGUUUCAAAAAAAAUUUAUUGACAAUGAUUUUGGCCAUGUUUGCGACAUUUGUGAUAGACUGUGGUUUAAAAAUGAUUUAAAAUUUUUUCUUAAUAACGAUGCGACUCCUUGUAUUGAAUUUAUAAGAACAAUGCUUCCAAAUUCGAAUCUAGCUGAGGUGAAAAUAUGCUCAACGUGUUUUAGAACAAUUAAAAUUAAUCGUGUUCCACCACUUUCUGUAUAUAAUGGAUUCAAAUAUCCUCCAUUUCCAGAAAAUCUUAAAAAAAAUCCUUUAAAUUUGGUUACAGAAAGACUCAUAUCUCCGAGAAUUCCAUUUAUGCAGAUUCGACAUGAUCUCGGUGAAUUUGGCAUUUAUGAGCAGGUGAUAAAUGUCCCAAUAGAAGUAAAUACAAUGGUACGUGCAUUGCCAAGAAGUGUAGAUGACGAUCAUAACAUUAUGGUUCACAUCAAGAGAAAAAAAAUACACAAAUCUAGCUACGUUUAUGGUAUAGUCAACAAAAGAAAAAUAAAGGCGUGGUUGCAAUAUUUGAAAGAUACACCUCUUUAUACCUUUUACGGUAUUACAGUUGAUGAUAGCUUCCUAAACGGUCAAGAUGAUAUAAAAGGUGAAAUAACCUACGAUGAAGAUGGUGACAAUGACAUUUUAGAACGAAUACCAUUUGAUGAAAGUUUUAUGGCACAGCAACAAACAUUAAUGUGGAAUGACGAAAUGUACUUGAGAAUUGCUUCUGGAGAAGAUAAUGUUCCCAAUAGUUUAUUAUUUGAUGAACACGAAGAAGAAUUAUCUUUUCCACAAAUAUACUUGGGUCAAUUUAGAACUUUUCGUGAAGGCCUUAUUGUGACUCCUUUUAUGAUGGCAACAAGUGAACUUCGACGAUCCGACAGACGAGGAGUUACCCCUCAGCAUUUGUUAUACUUGGCGAUGAAAAUAAUGAGAAUAAGAAUACGAGAUUCGCUCUCUAUAGCGUUCAAACGUGUUGGAAAAGAUGCUAGUAUAACUAAACAACAAAUAGAAUCAGAAAAUUAUAUAUACGGAUAUAUUGAAAGUAAAUUGGCUUUUCUACGCACAAUCCCGAAUUCUGCAUAUUAUUGGUCAGAAAAGAAAAAGGACCUGUUUGCAAUGAUAAGACAAUACGUCCUAGGUUUGGGUAGA